Messenger RNA from Ostertagia ostertagi, 1011 nucleotides. Lineage: Eukaryota; Metazoa; Nematoda; Chromadorea; Rhabditida; Trichostrongylidae. The record is from the annotation of a GenBank genome assembly.
AUGAUUAAGAAACUCUUAGUGCCGGUUGCCGCUAUCUCCCUGCUUGCGGCCUGUACCAAUGAUAGUGGGCAGGCAGUGAAAAAAGGAGAUAUCCUGGUCACCAAUAUGGACAGCACCGCCAAUCCUGCAGACGACUUUUUUGAAUAUGCCAAUGGUGCCUGGCUGAAAGCAAAUGAGAUACCGGCCAGUGAAUCCAGCUGGGGAAUUGCUCAUCUCACCGCCAAAAAGCGUUAUACCGAUAUCGUGGAGAAUGUGCGUAAUGCCUACCGCCUGCGCCUGGAGAAGCUGGAUUGGAUGGGUGAUAGCACCCGGCAAAAGGCAUUGGCCAAGCUGGCUUCUAUUAAGAAGAAAGUAGGUUACCCCGACAAAUGGAAAGACUUUUCGGCUAUGAAGAUAGGUAUUGAAUCUUAUGCCGCUAAUAUGAUGGCCGCUAACGAAUGGUGGCAUAAAUACCAGAUCAGCAAAUACGGAAAACCGGUUGACCGCGAUGAGUGGGAAAUGACGCCGCAAACCUAUAAUGCUUAUUACAACCCUUCUAACAACGAGAUCGUAUUGCCUGCCGGUAUCUUCACCGUACCCGGUUACCGCGAUGAAGAGCUGGAUGAUGCCCUGGUAUAUGGCUAUGCGGCGGCUUCGACCGUCGGGCAUGAGAUCACCCAUGGCUUUGAUGACGAGGGCCGCCAGUUUGAUGAGAAGGGCAACCUGCAAAGCUGGUGGACCAAACAGGACGAAGCGCAGUUCACCAAAAAAGCAGCCGUGCUGGUGCAGCAGUUCAACAAUAUUGUGGCGGUGGAUUCCCUGCACAUCAAUGGCCGGGCAUCGCUGGGCGAAAACCUGGCUGACCUGGGUGGCGUGCUCAUUGGUAUUGAUGCUUUUAAAAAUACAGACGCCUAUAAAAAAGGAGAAAAAAUAAAUGGCCUGACACCGCUGCAACGCUUCUUCCAGGGCUAUGCGCUGGGCUGGCUGUACAAGCAACGGCAGGAGGAACUGGCUUCCCGUAUUCUUACCGAU